This is a messenger RNA of Achroia grisella, 2344 nucleotides long. Its product is annotated as monocarboxylate transporter 13-like. Bases 94 to 2052 code for a protein of 652 amino acids. Gene Ontology annotation, biological process: transmembrane transport; monocarboxylic acid transport. Gene Ontology annotation, molecular function: monocarboxylic acid transmembrane transporter activity. The record is from RefSeq and is a predicted model, not a curated record. The transcript has a single exon. Lineage: Eukaryota; Metazoa; Arthropoda; Insecta; Lepidoptera; Pyralidae.
CUUCUAAAUUGAAUUUAUAACACUAUACGUAUACAAGAAAUAUCACGUAUACUUCAUAAUUCACUGUAUAAUUAAUAUAAAUAAAUAAUUAAUAUGCCACCAAAGGUAACUGCAAUUAAAGAAGUAAAUGAACCAAAGAAAAGUAUUUUAAUAAUACCGAGCAGAAUUGUCAGUAGACCAGAUCAAUUAGAAGGUGGUGCAGAAACAGAGAUUGCAGCGCAAAUCGCAUUGCCGGAAGAGGGUGGAUGGGGUUGGGUGGUGGUACUAGCCUCCUUCUGGAGCAUUUUUAUAUUGGACGGAGUUGCUUUUACUUUCGGAAGUAUGUUUAAGGACAUGAAAGAAGAUCUUGGUGAAUCCGAGUCUCUUAUAGCACUAAUAAAUUCACUGUCAAUUGCUCUAUAUUUUCUUGCAAGUCCAAUGGCGUCAGCUUUUAUUAAUCGUUUUGGAUUCAGAUUAUGUGUAAUGUCUGGCUCUAUUAUAGCAUCAAGUUCUUUAUUCUGCUCGUACUUUGCCACAAAUUAUGCUUCUCUAUGUGUAUUUUACGGAGGAUUCGCUGGAUUUGGAUUUUCUCUUAUUAAUGUGUCCUCAUCAUUAAUAGUUGGAUUUUACUUUGAAAAACUUAGGUCAUUAGCCUUAUCACUGGCAAGUAGUGGAUCAAGUGUGGGGAUUAUGCUUAUGUUUCCAGUAAAUAGUUACUUAGUUAAAUUAACUGGUUGGCGUAUAGUAACUUUAUUUCAUUCCGGUUUAUUUGGAUUGAUAUACUUUUUGGGUAUGGCUUUUCGACCAUUACUUUCUUUAACAGUUGUGAAGACUGCAGACGAUCCGGCGCGCACUGUUACCUAUUUACCAAAUCUAUCCACAGCAGGUGUUAAAACCUUAUCACGUUCUAAAGUUGAUGGUCUUGUACCAACUGCUGCUGAACGUUUGUUUAGUGCUGUUUCUAAUAUUAACUUUCCUACUGCUGCAUCAGUAGUUCAAGAAGGUAUACUAACAUCUUCUAAUCAACCAGGCCCAUCGACUGCAGCCGUGUCUAAAUUAACUUUAACAGCACAUAGUCCACAAGGAGGCAUUAGUAAAAGACAGCUAAAGCAAGUGCAGUCAAUUAUGUCGAGAACUAAUACUCAAGAUAAUACUAAAAAGAAUGUAGAGGUUACAGUAAAUAUAGAACAACCCAAAAAACGAAGUUGCUGGGCAAGACUGUGUCAUUGGGAAGAACACACACCACAGAUUCGUCCAUUAUAUCGUGAUGAUGUUUUCUACGAAGGCAAAAUAGAAAAUCUUCCAGUUUAUCAGAAAAGUAUGAUGGAAACUACCGUCGACGGUAAAACGGGUUUGGAAUAUCAAUUAGCUGUAUCACGAGCAGCAACUGCUCUAGAUUUACGAGAACGUCGGGGUGUAUUCACUAUCGCUGCCCGAAGAGUGUUGGCAACAAUGUUAGACCCCAAGUUAUUAAAAAAAUGUUCUUUUUUAUUUUUAUGUAGUAGUGGUUGCCUUACGUAUAUGGGAUUAUUGGUACCAUACGUUUUCAUACAAGAUAGAAAUACAAUUGCAGGACUGGAUCCAACACAUACAAAAUUAUUUGUAAGUGCAAUUGGGUUAGCAAACUCUUUAGGUAGACUUGCUAUGGGUGCUUUAGCUUGUAAAGUUGACCCCGUGAAGUUAUAUAUGGUUGCGUGUUGUAUUUCCGGAGUGAGCACAAUUUUAUCAGAUAUAUCAUAUAGUGUUUAUUAUCAAUAUGGUUAUUGUUUAAUAUUUGGAUUUUUUAUUGCGAGUUUAGCAUUUUUGAGGAGCAUGGUUAUAGUAGCUCUAUAUGGUUUAGAAAAUUUAACAAAUGGUACCGGUAUGUUAUUGAUGUUUCAAGGUUGUGGAAGUUUAGUCAGUACACCAAUAGCAGGCAUUGUUAAAAACAAUUUUGGAUAUUCUGUAGCAUUUUAUGUAGCUGGUAUUUUUAUGACUAUUAGUGGUUUUUUAAUAAUACCCCUUAGAAAGUUAUCAGAUAGAGAAAACAAAAGAGAAAAUGAAUUUAAAAAGCCUACUGCUAGGAAUACUUAAUAAAUAUUUUAUCCAAAUAUACGCAGUCGUAUGUAGGUACUUUAUUUGUAUUUCAGUACAGGUUAGUGUAUGCCAAAGCGGAAAAAUAAAUUAUAACUGUUCAUAUAAACACCUCUUGAAGCCAAUGCCUAGAAAGUUUAUUUAAUUUAAUUAUGAUAUAAUGACAGGCAUUAUUAAUUAGAAUUGCUCGAGUUUUAAAUAAACACCAAAUAAAUACCUGCACUCUUUUUAUUUUCCAAAUCAACAAGUACCUAAUACUAUUUAUGUAGAGUUUAAUCACAUUCGAUUUUUG